AAUUGAACAAAAUAAACCUCUGUUUUCUUAAACACAACCUCUUGUAUGGCUAUUUCAUCGUUUGUUAUUCCGAUAUUAUUAUGUUACUUGCUAAUAUGGACAGGUACUUCGCAUGCCAAUGGGUGUUUUAAAUCUAUUAUAAGUUUUGGUGACUCUUUAGCCGAUACCGGAAAUUUGAGACAAUCUGUUUCUAACUCCGAGUCACAACCACCCCAUUUCUUUUUUCCGCCUUAUGGAGAGACCUUCUUCCACAAAGUCACCGGCCGGUGCUCCAAUGGCCGCCUCAUCAUUGAUUUCAUCGGUGAAAGUUUGGGCCUACGAGUACAACCAUAUGAGAGAAUGAAGACACACAAUGUGAUGGAGAUAGGCCAAGGAGUGAACUUUGCGGUAAUUGGUGCAUAUGCAUUAGAUUCAUCAUUUCAUGAAGCUCAAGGAAUUUACAAUCCCUACACCAAUGAUUCUUUGGGUGUUCAGCUAAAACGGUUUAAGGAUAUGCUAGCUUCUAAUUGCAACAAUAUUGUAUCAGAUGGCAAAAACUUACUUGGAAGUUCUUUAAUUCUUAUGGGAGAGAUCGGAGGCAACGAUUACAAUCAUCCAAUAGUAGCCGGGAAACCAUACGAUGAACUCAAAUCGUAUGUUCCACUUGUUAUUAAGACCAUUGUUUCGGCAAUUAAUGAUUUGAUUGAGCUAGGGGGGAAAACAUUUGUUGUUCCCGGAAACUUACCUAUUGGAUGUUUGCCGACCUAUUUAGCAAUUUACUAUGGCUCUAAUAAAGUGGAAUACGAUAAUGCAACCGGUUGUAUCAUCGAGCUAAACAAGUUGUCAGAGUAUCACAAUGAGUUGCUCCAAAUAGCCUUAAAUCAACUUCGUGAUCUUCAUCCUAACGUUGACAUCAUAUAUGGUGAUUAUUACAAUGCUGCCAUGCAGUUUUAUUUUUCUCCACUCCAAUACGGAUUCACAAAUGGAGCUCUAAGGGCAUGUUGUGGAGGCGACGGACCGUACAACUACAAUCCUCUUGUUCAGUGUGGGGAUCCAUCAUUGAAACCUUGUGAACACCCAGAAACGUAUGUAAAUUGGGAUGGAUUGCACUUGACAGAAGCUGCAUAUCGAGUGAUUUACAAUAGUUUAUUUCACGGAAAAUAUACGACACCACAUUUUUCUUCUUUAUGCCCCACACCUCUUGUAUUUGCUACGGAUGAUUCGUCGUCCAGUUUCAUUCAAAGCUUCAAGUCCACCAAAUACAAAGGUUCGUAAUUUAUAUCUUUUAGGGAGGGGAUUUCCUCACAUUGUUUCAAACUUUGACCAUAUUUUUUCGAAUCUUAACAUUUGAUUUUAAUAAAAGUUUAAGAUUCGUCUAACACGAGGGAAUCCUCACUCUUGUUUUUAAUGGAGACUCACGUACGUUUCAUUUGAAAUUUUUAUUAAUUUGUAUCAUUAUUGUUAAUUAAUCAUGUGGAUGUACAGUUUGUAUUAUUA
Messenger RNA from Erigeron canadensis, 1476 nucleotides. RefSeq names its product GDSL esterase/lipase At1g28650-like. The transcript has 5 exons. Gene Ontology annotation, molecular function: hydrolase activity, acting on ester bonds. The record is from RefSeq and is a predicted model, not a curated record. NCBI's taxonomy places the organism in Eukaryota, Viridiplantae, Streptophyta, Magnoliopsida, Asterales, Asteraceae. Bases 46 to 1254 code for a protein of 402 amino acids.